AAACCUCACUCUCAAUUAGAAUAAACCCGCCACCAAACAAAUCACGGUGUUCCCCUAAAACCCCAUUGAAAAACCGGGAGACAGGUAGCGCAGGGACACAGCCUCGGCAGCCAUCAGUGCUACCUCCUCACGUUCUCAUUGCGUAUUGAUAUACCAACUUUCAUGUAUCGGAUUUCACAACAAUGAUAUCCUCCAUAGCUUGGUUACCCAAAGGGGCGGCGAAGCCUGUGCCCUCGGUGGCCGACCCUCCUUCCAAAGAAGAAAUCGAAGAGAUGAUCAAGUCCGGCGCUUUUGAUCGAAGUGGAGAUGGUGAUGGUGAGGAAGACGAUGAAGACAUGGAUACUGAUGCUACUGUGCAGGCUGACAAAGCUGCUCAUGCAUUAGAGGUAGCUGAUGCACUUGGCAGAACUUCCAAUAACAUGAAGUCAGAGAGAAGCUUUGAUGAUGUUACCAAUGGUUUGAAGGAACUGGACAUGGAACAUUAUGAUGAAGAGGAUGAUGGCAUCGAGUUAUUUAGCACGGGGCUGGGGGACCUUUAUUACCCAAAUAAUGACAUGGACCCAUAUCUAAAAGAUAAGGAUGACGAUGAUUCUGAAGAGGUUGAUGACAUUGCUAUUAAUCCGACAGACGCUGUGAUAGUAUGUGCACGUAGUAACCAGGAUGAUGUCAGUCAACUUGAGGUUUGGAUAUACGAGGAAUCUGGUGACGGUGAUCCAAACAUGUACGUUCAUCAUGAUAUCAUCAUUUCAGCAGAUCCACUUUGUACUGCAUGGCUUGAUUGUCCACUUAAAGGGGGCGAAAAAGGGAAUUUCAUAGCUGUUGGCUCAAUGGAACCUUCUAUCGAAAUAUGGGACCUUGACAUUAUUGAUGAAGUGCAACCAUGUGUAGUAUUAGGUGGAAUUGCUGAGAAGAAGGAGAAAGGAAAAAAGACAUCAAUCAAGUACAAAAAAGAGAGUCACAAAGGUCCGGUUCUUGGUCUUGCUUGGAACAAGGAGUACAGGAAUAUUCUUGCUAGUGCAAGUGGUGACAAACGAGUUAAGAUAUGGGAUGUAGCUGCUGGGAAAUGUAAUAUUACCAUGGAGCAUCAUACCGACAAGGUUCAAGCAGUUGCAUGGAAUCAUCAUGCACCACAAGUUAUCCUUAGUGGAUCUUUCGAUCAUUCAGUAGUCAUGAAAGAUGGGAGAAUACCAGCACAUUCCGGUUAUAAAUGGUCAGUCACAGCUGAUGUAGAAAGCUUGGCAUGGGAUCCACACACCGAGCAUUCAUUUGUGGUGAGUCUUGAAGAUGGUACUGUCAAAGGUUUUGAUAUCAGGGCUGCCAAGUCUGAUGCAGCUUCGGAGUCAAAACCAAGCUUUACUCUACAUGCACAUGAUAAAGCUGUUUGCACAGUCUCUUACAAUCCUUCCGCACCUAAUCUUCUUGCAACUGGAUCGGAGGAUAAAAUGGUAAAGCUUUGGGAUUUGUCAAACAAUCAACCAUCAUGUAUCGCGACCAUGAAUCCUAAAGCAGGAGCUGUCUUUUCCAUUUUCUUCUCAGAGGACAGCCCCUUUUUGCUGGCAAUGGGAGGCUCUAAGGGGAAAUUGGAAGUAUGGGACACAUUAUCAGAUGCUGGGGUUACUCGAAGAUUUGGGAACCACUGCAAGCGGAAGAUACCUCAAUCCAGUUCUUGAUGUUGCUACGUUGGAAGGUGAGAGAUUUUUUUUUUUUUUUUCCCUCACAAUUUUGAAAAAUCUGUAUACCUUACUAUUUUCUACCUCCCUCUCGUUCUUUGGAGAUGUCCAAGCAUAGGGAUUUCUUACAUUUUAUUGUUGUAUUUAAGAAAUUAGGACUGAGGAUCUCUAGAGAUGUAAUGCUAUAAACGAUUUAUUAAUAGUCGAAUUAUCUUUUGGGAUGCA
Molecule: messenger RNA, 1895 nt
Organism: Carya illinoinensis
Lineage: Eukaryota; Viridiplantae; Streptophyta; Magnoliopsida; Fagales; Juglandaceae
Product: periodic tryptophan protein 1 homolog
Exons: 16
Coding region: 183-1670 (495 amino acids)
Biological process (GO): rRNA processing
Cellular component (GO): nucleus
Molecular function (GO): protein binding
Source: RefSeq, a predicted model, not a curated record